Rotaria sp. Silwood1 is the source of this 1299-nucleotide messenger RNA. NCBI's taxonomy places the organism in Eukaryota, Metazoa, Rotifera, Eurotatoria, Philodinida, Philodinidae. The record is from the annotation of a GenBank genome assembly.
AUGACAACAUCCCAGGAAUUAUUAUUUACAAUUGUUAAUUGGACAUCAUCAUCUGCUCCUUCGGAUCGACAACUCAAAUUUCAACAUCUUCUUAAUAUCAUCUCAGAUGAUACAAUUGUGCCCCUAGUAUCAGCUGAUCAACUUCUCAAUGUUAUCCAAACACAACCAUCUACUGAUUGGAGUGGUACACUACUCUCUUUAGUAACUUAUCAAAUUGACAAUAAUUUUAAAUUUACCGAUGAAUGGUUAAAACCAUAUAUAUCGCUAGCGCCAAUUAGUCCUAUUUCAAGUAAUAGUAACCUCAGAAAUACCACUACAGAAACUGAACGAACAAGAAUACGAACCGAUACAGAAACAUUCUUACAACAAAAAAAAUCAGAUCUCCUACGAAUUUCAUUGCAAACCAUAGAUUCAAUACCGUUUCAUAAUUUUCAUUAUUCACCAGAGUCAGAACCAUUAGAAGAAUAUCAAUCGAUUUUGAAUGAGAAUUUAAAAGAAUUAACAUAUCUCAAAUGGCCCGCAAGUGAUAUUGCAUCAAUAAAAAGUGUGAUUUUAAAUCCUCAUAAUUUUAACAAUCUCGACAUUCUCAAAACAUCGAUUCUUCUGGUUGAAACAAUUGUUACCAAUCGGUUGUCUGAAUCAAAUACAGUUAAACGAAUUCUUAAAUGUUCAGGUAAAAUUCUACAAUCUUUACUCGAAGAAUUGAUCAAUCUAAAUCCAAAUCUAACAAAUCCUUCUGAUUUAAAACGUAUGUUUCAAAUAGUUAUGAAUUAUUAUACAAACAACGUUUGUCGAUGGACAGUUCAUGAUAUCAAAAAAUGGUCACGAACAUAUUCUUCAACAAACAGCCAUCCUUUUUCAUCCGAUGCUGAUUUUUAUAAAAUGGCAAUCAUCGUACGAGCUGCAUGUCUUCAUAAACAAUAUUUACCACGUGAUAUACAAAUCUUAUCUGUUAUUCUCAUGUUAACACAUAAUACAUCAGGUGGGCGAAUUGGGCAAAUUAAAACUGGGGAAGGUAAAUCAAUUAUUGUUUGUAUGUUAGCUGCAUAUUUAGCUGUUGGUAAACAAGGUAAAAAAGUAGAUAUAAUAACUACAUCUGAAGUUUUAGCAAUACGUAAUACAGAAGAAUUUAAAGAUUUCUAUGAUAUGUUUAAUCUUACAUGUACACAUAAUUGCCGGGAUGGUGAAAAAAAUGAUCAAACAAAUUAUUCAUUAGAUAUUGUUUAUGGUACAGUCAAUCAUUUUGCUGGUGAUCUUUUAAGAACAGAAUUUUAUUUACAAAAUGUACGUCAAAAUUGA